CUCAACACCACGCCCAUGUCCUGCCACGCCCCCACGCGUCCAUCGGUGACUCGGGGAUCGCUCCGUGCCUCGCUCGCUCGCGGAUUCGGCGCUCGGUCGCACCGCCUGCGCAGCGCCGUCAUGGCGGCCCCCGGGGUGGAAGCGCGGGCGCUGUUCGCGGAGGGGGUGCGGGCCGUGCUGGGGGGGUGGGCGGCGCUGCAGCUGGCGGUGGCGCAGGGCUUCGGAGGCCCGCAGAGUUCCGAGAAGGCCGCGUGGCUCAGCUCGGCGCUGCUCGACUUCUUCACGCAGAACGCUGACCUGGAGCAGGAGGAGGUGGAGGAUUUCCUGGCCGAGGUGAUGGACAAUGAGUUCGACACGGUGGUGGAGGAUGGCAGCCUGCAGCAGGUGAGCCAGGAGCUGGUGACCCUUUUUGCCCGGGCGCGAGGCGGGGAUGUUGUGGGGAUGGGGGCGGCCCUGGGGGCUCUGGCCCAGCGUGGCCCCGCCCUGGCCGCCGCCCUGGCCACCGCCCGCCCAGGGGGAGACCCCCAGAGCCCCCCCAGGACCCCCCCCACAGCCCCCCGGAGCCCCCCGGAGCGAGGGGAGGAGGAGGAAGAGGAGGAGAGCAGCGAGGAAGAGGAGGAGGCCAUGGAGUGUGGGACACCCCCGCCCCCCUCGGACGGCUGGACCGUGGUGCAGCGGCGGCGGCGGCGAUGAUGGGGGGAGGGGUGUCCGGUGUGUCCCCCCCCAGCUUGGGGGACACCCCUCCCCCACCCUGCUCCCCAAACUGGGGGGGAAUAAAGGCCCCUCCCCCCAUGGGGGUGUGGGAA
This is a messenger RNA of Serinus canaria (Common canary), 806 nucleotides long. It is a transcript of the gene TSR2, whose product is annotated as TSR2 ribosome maturation factor. The record is from RefSeq and is a predicted model, not a curated record. Bases 16 to 693 code for a protein of 225 amino acids. Gene Ontology annotation, biological process: maturation of SSU-rRNA from tricistronic rRNA transcript (SSU-rRNA, 5.8S rRNA, LSU-rRNA). Lineage: Eukaryota; Metazoa; Chordata; Aves; Passeriformes; Fringillidae. The transcript is spliced from 5 exons. Gene Ontology annotation, cellular component: nucleus.